Molecule: messenger RNA, 198 nt
Organism: Histoplasma mississippiense
Lineage: Eukaryota; Fungi; Ascomycota; Eurotiomycetes; Onygenales; Ajellomycetaceae
Exons: 2
Coding region: 1-198 (65 amino acids)
Source: RefSeq, a predicted model, not a curated record
AUGUCUAACCCCCUGCCGCAGCAAAAAUGGUAUCCAGUUUUCAAACCGGAACUUGACACGGUAGUCCACGAUCCUCUUGACCCAGACAAACGAUACCAUGAAGGUAUCUUCAUUGAAACGAACCCGGAGAAUCGGAAGGAAACACUAUUCCAUGUCACUGGUGACAUCAUUGCAGCUGGUGGCAUGAGCAAGGGCUAA